Molecule: messenger RNA, 618 nt
Organism: Ceratina calcarata
Lineage: Eukaryota; Metazoa; Arthropoda; Insecta; Hymenoptera; Apidae
Exons: 5
Coding region: 76-597 (173 amino acids)
Source: RefSeq, a predicted model, not a curated record
GCGUUCCCCCUCGGUCGUACGUCUGUUCCGCAUAGCUCGUAUCGAUUUCAAGUAACGAAACGUCAUUAAACCGCAAUGGAUCACCUCCUCGUCUUGGUGCUGUUCGCCGUUUUACCAUUCGCCAUACAAGACACCACCGUCGACGAGGGUGGCUGCGAGUGCGCCGUGUUCCCUAUGCAAAUAUCGAAAUCGAUCAUUGAACGUGCUCUUCCGUAUAACGUCACGUGCAACGACGAGGGGGAGGAGAAGUGUCAACAGUUAUGUGUCGCUUUGGCCGAGAGCGCCAGGGAACAAGCGCCGCAGAUGAUUUGCGAGAAGCUAAACGCGCACGUAGAAAAUCUUCAAGUAGCGGUGUACGCGAAAGUGUGUAACGCAAUCACGUGGAAAUUCACUGGUUUGAAAGCCGCGGAUCCAAUCUGCUGCCACGACGGGAAGAGUAUUGCUUGCGCGGAACCAGCCCCGUUCUAUCUCUUAACACGGUCGUGUGGUCCAGCCAAAACGACACGAAACUACGCCCUCACUAAUGAAACUCACCCCUUAAAACUACGAAAAAUUCCCAUGAGUGGGGAUGCUAAGAAAACUAUCUCCGGGCUUUGAAAACGAAGAGGACAACGCCUA